AUAAUGAUGGGAAUCUCACAAACCCUGAUGUUUCUCCAGCGGAACAGCCCCCACCAGCCAAUGGGAUUAAAGAGGAAGAAUCUUCAUGUGAAGGGAGAAACCAGAUCAGGGAGAAAUCAGAUUGCAGCAUUAAUCCCCUUACAGAACAGACACAGGGAACAGACACGCCUACUCCUAUCAUGGGGUGCAGCCUAGAUAGCAGCUCGGCAGUUAUUUAUGCAUCAAAUGAUGUGAAAGAGGAGUUAAUUUUUUCAUGGGAAGAGGAAAACCAAUCAGAUUGCAGCAUUUAUCCCCUUACAGAACAGAUACAGGGAAUAGACACGCCUCCUCCUAUCAUGGGGUGCAGCCUAGAUAGCAGCUCAGCAGUUAAUUAUGCAUCAAAUGAUGUGAAAGAGGAGUUAAUUUUUUCAUGGGAAGAGGGAAACCAAUCAGAUUGCAGCAUUAAUCCCCUUACAGAACAGAUACAGGGAACAAAUACUCCUAUCAUGGGGUGCAGCCUGAAUAUGACGGGUAAUAAUUAUGAUGAAAAUUCCCACCAAUCUCCACAUAAAUCUGACAGAACAAAUUUAAAUUGUAAAUUACGUAGGAAAUACAGCUGCAAUGUGUGCAAUAAACAUUUUAGUAAUAAGGAAGACUUUGAUAAACAUCAGAGAACCCACACAGGAAAAAACCCUUUUUCUUGUUUGGAAUGUGGAAAAUGUUUUCUUAAUUCUUCCGAACUUACUGUCCAUCGGAGAAUCCAUACAAGGGAGAAACCUUUUUCUUGUCCUGAAUGUGGGAAAUGUUACACAGAACGAUCUAACCUUGCCCGUCAUCGAAGGACUCACACAGGGAAGAAAACAUUUUCUUGCUCUGAAUGUGGGAAAUGUUUUUCAAAUGGAUUUAACGUUAUUCGUCAUCAAAGGAGUCACACGGGGGAGAAACCAUUUUCUUGUUCUAAAUGUGGGAGAUGUUUUUCACACCAGUCCUACCUUAUACGUCAUCAAAGAACUCACACAGGGGAGAAACCGUUUUCUUGCUCUGAAUGUGGGAAAUGUUUUUCAAAUGGAUCUAACGUUAUUCGUCAUCGAAGGACUCACACGGGGGAGAAACCAUUUUCUUGUUCUGAAUGUGGGAAAAGUUUUUCAAACCCAUCUCACCUGGAUCGUCAUCAAAGGACUCACACAGGGGAGAAGUAAUUUUCUUAUUCUAAAUGAGGGAAAUGAUUUGCAUUGCACAGUAGUCUAAAAAUACUUUCACAAUGAGGAAAACCCAAACAUUUUCUUUCACACAGAAUACAAUUUAAUAUACAUUUCACUAUUUAAAGAGUAGAGGAAAAACUUGCACCAUAAAAGGUUUCCUUAAGAGAACCUUUGGACUAAUACUUUUCUAGCUAAAGAGACCUUAUGGACACUGGGUAAUGCUAAAGCUGGCCAUACACGGUCAGAUUUUAGUCUUCCACCAUCAAACGUUCGGAUAUCGGUCGUACGUUUAAAUGUAACGGUCUAAAACUCACAUUUAGCCUGAAACUGUAGGAUAAAGACCUAAAAAUAACAAAUCGGAGGAUGUUCUGUACAUGAAAUAGUUGGCAGGACCCAAUCAUAUGAAGGUGACUUCCUGAAAAUGCAUUGUAGGUCUCCCAAGAAUAUCGGCAGAUAAACAAUAAAUGCGCAGAUUUUAUCGGUAUCUGACCCAAAUUUUCAAAUCAGUCCAAUCGACUAAAUGGCCAAUCGCCAUGGUACGAAAAUUAUUGCAAUGAUCAUUUAGAGCCCAUACAAGGUAUGAAAAUCACAUAAAACUAUGUUUCAUACGAUUUUAUUGGUGUGUGUAUGGGCAGCUUAAUCACUUGGGCAGAUGCUGUUCCCUAAUGCUCACACAGUAGGUAACAUAAUGGGGAUAUACCCAGCUGGGAAUGACUUGACGGGUCCAUAGGCUCUUACUGGGUAAAUAUAAAGCCUAUAACAUCAUCUUGUCAUUAUUAACCCAAUGUCAUUUCCAAUGGGGCAUUUGUUGAGAUGAAAGGAAAGGGGGUUACACCAUUAUCCUAUAAAGGGUCUCUUUACAUUAAAUCAGUUUUGUGAGAAGCCUUUUUUCAAGAGAUGUGUCAGACCGAUUUAUUGGUGCAAAUUAAAUUUGUUUUUCAUGGUUGUUAAUAAGA
This is a messenger RNA of Xenopus tropicalis (tropical clawed frog), 2137 nucleotides long. Its product is annotated as gastrula zinc finger protein XlCGF17.1-like. NCBI's taxonomy places the organism in Eukaryota, Metazoa, Chordata, Amphibia, Anura, Pipidae. Gene Ontology annotation, cellular component: nucleus. Bases 180 to 1178 code for a protein of 332 amino acids. The transcript has a single exon. The record is from RefSeq and is a predicted model, not a curated record.